UCCGUAACCAUAGACAUAAGACAUAAAUUUAAGCUGAAGAACCAAUCAGGAUAUUGCUUUAUCAUUGCGUACUCUAGAAGAAGAUAGAACUGACGGUAAAACAGACCCCUCGAUUUGCUAUCUCCAAUUUGCCAUCAGUCAUAAGCCGCGCGCAACGUGAAUCGAUGUGAGUCGAUUCGCGCAGUACAUCGCAAGUUUGAGGUUAGAUCCGCGGCUCGACGUAAGAUACAUGAGUUAUUGAUUGAUUGUUCGUGGCAUUUAACACGGUCUACGUACAAGGAACACCGCGAGAGCAAACUGUCCCUCUCAUCGUCUCGCUGAUGUGACAAUGGUGAGUGACAGGCCGGCGUGUCGUCAUAGGUUAAGGUCUCGGCGGAUCUUCCUCGGUCGUGUGAUCGUCGUGCCGCCAGUGUACAACAGCAGCAGCAACGUUUCACGGCACUGAACGAGCGGCAAAAAUGAGCCGGCUAUGGAGCUACUUGGUGUUCCAAGCGUGGAUGUCCUAUCUGAUGGCGGCCGGACUCCUGGUUUUCACCAGCGGCUUCCUGCUGAACCGCGUCUCCAGGCCGGAGCGCGCCGAGUGCACGAGCUGUACGCCGGACGUCGGCUGUGACACGUCCGAGCUCCUCCACAACACCAAUCACGCCGCUGAGGUGUGUCUGGGUCGCAAGGCGCGGGUCGUGCUGCUGAUCGUCGACGCGCUCAAGUACGAGUUCGCCGAGUGGCACGAUGACGACGCCUCCAUGUCCAGCUAUCACCGCAACAAGCUGCCCGUGAUUCACGAGCUGCUGCAGAAGCAGCCGUCGCGCUCACGCCUCUUCAGGUUCCUAGCCGACCCACCUACGACGACCAUGCAACGCCUCAAAGGCCUGACCACCGGCUCGUUGCCUACGUUCAUCGAAGUGGGCUCGAACUUCGCGUCCGGCUACAUCAACGAGGACAACCUGAUCGAGCAGAACGCCGCGGGCGGCAUCGUCUUCAUGGGCGACGACACUUGGACCAGCCUAUUCCCAGGGAAGUUCCUCAGGCAGUUCCCCUCGCCGUCCUUCAACGUCUGGGACUUGGACAGCGUGGACAAGAAUGUGCAAUAUCGUAUCUUCUUUGAGAUGAAGAAAAAGGACUGGUCAUUGCUGAUAGCCCAUACUCUGGGGGUCGACCAUUGCGGCCACAAGCACGGCAUGCAGCACCCAGAGAUGUCCAGGAAGCUGAAGGACACCAACAAGCUCAUCACAGAGAUUGUGGGGUCCCUGGAGGAGGACAUGAUGCUUUUUGUCAUCGGAGAUCACGGAAUGACUGAGACAGGGGACCACGGCGGUGACAGUCCUAGCGAGGUCGAAGCCGCGAUGUUCGUCUACUCGACGAGCCCGUUGCUCGAGGGCUUCGCGAUCAACGGCAGCGAUAGUGUGAACCAGGUCGACCUGGUGCCCACCUUGUCGUCGAUCCUCGGCACGCCGAUUCCUUUCUCCAACUUGGGCUCCGUGAUACUCGACUGCUUGCCGAACCUAGCAACGGCGGAGACGACCGUGGCUCGUCUGCUGCACCCGUUGCAGUCACUCUGGAGGAACGUGGCGCAGACGAAGAAGUAUAUCGAGAUUUACUCCGCGGACGCGAACCUCUUCUCCAAGGAGCAACUGCAGAAUCUCGAGCGCGUGUACGCCUUGCUCGCGGAGCGCGUGAAACACGUAGACAGCCUACAGGAUCUGGAAGCGUUCGUCCACGACACUAGGGACUAUUUCAAGUUGCUGAAGGACACCUGCUCCGAGGUGUGGGUUCAGUUCGACUCCGGUUUGAUCUCCAAGGGCCUGCUGCUCAUGUUCUGCUCCUUAUUUUUCUUCUACCUCUUCGUCACCGGCAUCCCCGAGAGCCGUAUGUGCGACAUCUUCAAAUCUUCGUUCCUGCAAUGCGCGGUGAUCGCGAACCUCGUUACGGUGGCGGUCACCACGUGCCUCUUCCUACUGGACAUGUUGGAGGAGCUGAGAAACACGACCUUCUUCGUCACUGGCGCGGUCUCCAUCGGUUUUCUCGUGCUGGUGAUCGCUCAAAAUUGGGACGUGAUCUCAAUGUGCUGGUAUGAACAUCGUAGAAUUAAACUGUUGACCUACGUGUCCAGGAUAAUGUUGCUGCUGACGGUGUGCGGCCUUUUCUCCAAUAGCUACAUAGUCGAAGAGGACAAGGUGUUGUCCUUCUUCAUAAUCACACUCCUUUGCCUGCUGGUGUUUGAUCUGAGGAGGAGCGAUUCCGACAGCGGUGUCGAGAGGAGAACCAGCCGAUUCGCCGGCACAAAGCCGUCCAGACCGAAUUUCCGGGCGAUCGUGCUGAGCAUCGGCCUGGUGGCGUGCGUCUCGGUGAGAUUGUCGCACUACUUCUGGCGUUGCCGUGAGGAACACCUGCAACGGGCCUGCUCCGUCUCCGCGACCGGCAAACUCGACUGGUCGACGGUGUCGAAUCACUGGGAGCGCGUUUUACCCGCCGUAGUCAUCCUGGCACUGUAUGUGACGGUGGUGAAGCUCUGGCUGCGAGAUCGCGGGAACCUCACGGGCUUCGCCCCCAGCGUCAUGGUGGGCCAAUACUGCUCGGUCCUUAUCGGCGUCUGCAUCAGCUGCUACUGGGUUCUGCAGCAGCUGCCCAAGUUCUACAAGGUGAAGUUCGUGUUGUCCUGGCAGGUGAAGACCUUGCCGAACGUGGUGUACUUGCUCUGCGUGCUGGCGAUCCUCAUCCUCUACUACCGUCCGCUCAGUAUCUACAUACUGCCGAAGAAGCGGGAGUCCAUCGAGGUGUACCGCGAGGAGAAUCUGGUGCCGCGCUUGUUCGAGAAGAUCAAGGACUCGAUUUCCCGCAAGCGUAUAGAUACAGACGACACUCCAGUCAUCUGCGGCAUCGGCACCACCUACAGUGCUGCGUUCAUCUCUCUCAGCGUGUUCCUUACGCUCCUGUACUCGUUGCUAUUGGGAGACUCUCUAUCGCCCAGCACGUUCCUGCUGUUCGUCACUUGUACCUGCGUAUUGGGUUUGUCCACGAUCGAGAGAUACAAAAAUGCUAACACUAUCUCCGAACUCCUUGACGUUUCUAUGCCCGUGCUGUUUUGCUGGUUUUUAUUGGCGGAAUAUUUCUUCUACGGAACCGGCCAUCAGGCGACGUUUCCCACUAUCCAUUGGCAUGCCGCCUUCGUGGGAACCGGCGGCCACUUUUAUGGACAUCUAAUGUCGGCGAUUUUGAUCGGCAUCAACACGUUCGGAUCGCAUAUUAUUUUGGGAGCAACAUUGCCGCUAUUGGUGAUCGUGCCGUUCACCCUGCAUUUGGUGUUUCCAAAGUUCCUCAAGGCCAAGUUUCUCGAGGACGACAUGAAGAGAGGUGAACUGCUCUUCCUCUUGUCUGAGCAAGACUCCGCCUUUCAAGCCGCGAUAUUCUCAGUUGCCGGGAAAUACGUGUUGCUUCACGGCAUCCGGACCUUCGGCAGUAUGUUAGCGGCGACCAUACACUGUCGGCACCUGAUGGUCUGGAAGAUCUUCGCGCCGAAACUGAUAUUCGAGGGACUGGGAUUCCUGGUGACGUUGUGCAGCGUGCUCGCGUCCUUUUAUCUGGUCUUUCGCAUCGAGCAACAAAUGGAAUACGUCAUUACGAGGAUUACAAAAGGCAGAUGAUAGUGACUCACUGUCGUCGACGGUGUUAUAGUACAAUCAGAUAGCAAAGUACCAAAGUCGUAAGUCGACACACCUCACUUUUGCCGGCAAUCCGCAAGUGGCUCGUUACUUAUACGCGCGAAUUAUACGCGGGAUCGCGUUCCAGGCGAUCAGAAAUCCGAGGUAUUAUAUAUAUACAUAUAGUGCGAUCAACACACAAGUAUCAAUACUUACCGCGAUACUGCCAAUAUUUCCACAAUUUUGUAUGAAAGUACGACGGCUGCGAGAAGCGAAGUAGAAGGAGAAAAAGUGAGUGAUGGGGGGGGGGGGGGGGGCGGGGAAUAAAGUCAGAGAGAGAUAUAUACCUAGCGUAAAAAUGAUAAACGACGUUUUUCGUACCGAAGUACAGGAACUUUCAGUCUCUCCACUUCUUGCUCGAGAUAUUAACUAGUUCACCUCUCCUAUAAUACUAUAACGUCGCGUAACCGACUGUGAUGCUUCCUAACACACUAACGCUACCCUGCGUGCAAUGCAUUGCUGAUUGUAGAACGGACAAAGCAACGCACUUGAUGCAGGAUUGCGUCCGUGUGCCGCAGUGUCUGCACGACUGAUGGUGCGCAUCGGUGUGUGCGGCUGACACUUUUAGAGUGCGACAUUAGAAUAAGCUAUUAGUUACUGUUAGUGUCCACCUUUCAUAUCCUUCGUAUUUCUUAGGGGGAGUGUCAUGUACUGCGACCGGUGAGGAACGAACUAUGUACAAUAAAUCCGGCAUUUUAGACCAAUUCUUCGUACACACAUACACAUACGCGCGCGCAUAUAGAUCUGUCGUAUCGUACAUCUCGAUUCUUCGGUAUUCGGAUACCUGCGGGCGAUUUGAAGUUGCACCAUUUUCUUUACCUUCGUUCUCUGUUGCCAAGUAUAUUUUUAUUGGUAAUAACGACCGUCCUCGUACACACACACGUUUGUUUUUACACGUUUGGAACAAUAAUUGGCAUUUGUAAGAAUAUUUCCCGUCGGGAUCCAAUCACGUGAGAAUGUUAAUAACGGGAGAAAAGAGAGAUAGUCCUGCUGGCUGAGUGGCCUAAUGGUGGUUAUGAUGGUGCCUAUGAUUCUCUUGAUCCUGAUACGCGUUCUUGUGAUACUGCAUCCAGUCAAGCCACUUGUCGUUUAAGUUUCCGUAAGCGUUAGGCCCCUGCGACAGAUGAACACGCCCGCGAUAUUCAUGAAUUUAGACAUUCGCACCGUGUACUUAAGUGUAAUUAAUACUUUGAGAGUCAGGCGAUUUAGGCAUUUGUAUCUGAAAGCAGAUGAAGUUAUCACACAUUUUACGUAGCUGCGUACGGUAUCUAUCUCCUCAAUUAGGCGAGGCGUCCGGCAAUAAUAAUGCAAUUUCCCGUUCCUCGUUUCGAAUGUAGGCAUUUCUUUUCUUUUGUACAUAGGCUUCCAAGGUAUCGUGACGCGUGAUGUAUCGCAACGCAAAGUUGUUUCUAGAUUACUAUCGAGUGAUUACGUCAACAUUUUGUUGUUGCGUUUUGAAAUUUUACUCCCACGGUUAGUUUGUGAAUCGAGAUAGACUAACAUGUGCACGGACCAGAGGUGGAUUUUACAGAGCGUGUCGAAUCGUUUCCAACGCGUUUUAUCUUAUAUCGGUCUGAGGAGAUUUCUGUACAUUUUAUAUAAAUAUCACGAUAUUCGUAGAUAUAAAGGGAUGAAGAGAGGAUGUGAAGCGACGAUGUUAUUGUUAUAUAAUGGCAUUAUUACUGAAAUAAUAUUAUUAUAUGAUAAGAAUGUUAAUGAUUAUUUAAUACUCGAGAACUUCGCAAACGAUGUAAGCCGGUUAAUAGACACUAUCCAAUCUGAUUUUAUAUAUUGGAAUUGAUUCUUCUGCGAAGAUACGUUGCAAUUUCUACCAUCGCGAGUUUUGACAAAAUGGCGCAAAUGCAAUUCUAGAGAACUUCUCUAAAAAGUCUUCUCUUGAAAGUUGUUUUUGAGACGCGAAUAGCUCGCACGUCAACGGCUCAUACAUUGUUCUCGGUGUAUUAAUGAAAGCAG
Molecule: messenger RNA, 5672 nt
Organism: Odontomachus brunneus
Lineage: Eukaryota; Metazoa; Arthropoda; Insecta; Hymenoptera; Formicidae
Gene: PIG-O
Product: GPI ethanolamine phosphate transferase 3
Exons: 4
Coding region: 459-3641 (1060 amino acids)
Biological process (GO): GPI anchor biosynthetic process
Cellular component (GO): endoplasmic reticulum membrane
Molecular function (GO): mannose-ethanolamine phosphotransferase activity
Source: RefSeq, a predicted model, not a curated record